This is a messenger RNA of Anoplophora glabripennis (Asian longhorned beetle), 2471 nucleotides long. RefSeq names its product LIM and SH3 domain protein F42H10.3. Gene Ontology annotation, cellular component: focal adhesion. The record is from RefSeq and is a predicted model, not a curated record. NCBI's taxonomy places the organism in Eukaryota, Metazoa, Arthropoda, Insecta, Coleoptera, Cerambycidae. Gene Ontology annotation, molecular function: actin filament binding. The transcript is spliced from 4 exons. The coding region runs from base 185 to 1078 and encodes 297 amino acids.
AUCCGCAGAAGUCAGACGAUUUGGAUUUGGACAUUUCUGUUCUGUCGAUUUGGUAGUGGGUUGGGUUACAAUUUAGUAGUGUAAUUUUUUAGUUUUGAAGUACGGGUGAAUGGUUUUACGAAAUACAGAAAUUAGUUACGGUGCCUUAUAUAAUUAGUGCUUAUUGAAUUCAUUACCAUUUAAGAUGAGCAAAAAGUGUGCGAGAUGUGAUAAGACUGUUUAUCCGACUGAAGAACUGAAAUGUCUGGAUAAGGUAUGGCACAAAUUAUGUUUCAAAUGUAAAGACUGUGGAAUGGCUCUGAAUAUGAGGACAUAUAAGGGGUUUAACAAGGAACCAUACUGUGAAGCUCACAUACCAAAGGCAAAGGCAACCACGAUGGCAGAGACACCUGAACUAAAAAGGAUCGCAGAGAAUACAAAACUACAAUCUAAUGUUAAAUACCACGCAGAUUUUGAGAAGAGCAAAGGUAAAUUCACGCAAGUAGCAGAUGAUCCAGAAACGUUACGGAUAAAACAAAACACCAAAAUCAUAAGCAAUAUCUCAUAUCAUGGGGAACUGCAGAAAAAGGCGGAGAUGGAACAGAGGAGGCAGAUUGGUGACAAUGGUAAUAAUGCUAAUGGAUUCAAAGAAUCAGAUCAGAAGAAUGCAAAUACUUUCCAACCACCUCUUCCACCAGUUCCUGGCCAGACAGUCAUAGGAAAUCCCAAUAACAUUGGCAAAAUUAGCGAAUAUGAUCCUCAGGCGGGUACGACACAAUUCCAGAGUCCAUAUUCAUCAAGGACUCCGCAGACAUUGAUAUAUUCUUCGGAUGUUGGUACAGUGAACAAUCCACCUCAGCGUCAUAUAGGUUCUGUGCAUGACAUGGAUCCAAUUAAUCACAACUACGGCUCCCUGGGCCGAGUCUACAAAGCUAUGUAUGAUUAUGAGGCACAGGACGAUGAUGAGGUCAGUUUCCGUGAUGGUGACCUCAUCAUCAAUGUUAGCAGCAUCGAUGGGGGCUGGAUGACAGGUGAGGUCCAACGUACGGGGCAGGUUGGUAUGUUACCCGCCAACUAUGUGCAGUUGGCCAACAUCUAAACAUCCAGAUGUCUUUCUGUGGACCUAGGAGGUGUUAAGUUGGAGUCAUUUUGCGAAUGUGUAAAACAUUUUGAACAUGUGAGUGGGUGAUGUAUGAUUUGUCUGCAGAAUUGGAUUUGCAUGUAGAAGGUUUUGAUUUCAAAGUUGGAAUCUAAAGCCAAGUCUUUAAUGACAUUAAUUCGUAUGAUUUUUGGAAUUUUCUGUUUUCAGUAAGUUUUCUCACUUUUUUUUGUAAAUGUAACCAAUAAUGUUGUAAAAAGUACAGUCAAAUUUACUUAAAAUAUCAAGAAAAUCAAAUUCAUUGGAAAGCGUUUUAAAUAUAUUUUAAAAACUGUUUAUUUUCAAACUAUACAUUUUAUUUACAGAACCUUUCUGAUAUUAUGAGAUGUUGAACCUUGCAUUUAAAAUUCUGAUAUUUAAUUUGUCAUAUAAUAUAUUUUAUUUUACAUUUGAGAAUGUUAUCUAGAAAAAUACUAAUCAUAUGGAUAUAAAAAAUGGUUAUGCACACAUUAUUAUCUUAUCAGGUAAAUUGCUUACCGAUUUCAAUCACAAUUUUGCAGAUAAAUUAAAAAUAAGGUGGUAAAUCUUACAGAGUAAAUCAAAUUUGGACAAUCACGUUUAGUCGCCAUUUCACUUGCCAUGUAUAUUUUAUCUCUGUAAUUUACAUCUUUUUCUUUUGGAAUUUAAUUUAUGCGUUAACUCGGCAAAUAUUUACUACCUUAUUUUGGCCCAGUGCUGUAUGAGAGCAAUGCUUUUCAAUACAUUCAUAAACGGACAAGUCCAUUCUGAUUUGCAUUUAUUGGUAAAAAUUCCAUUCCUAUUGGUGUCUUAUGUAUGAUAAAAAGUACCAGAGCAAUGAACUGUGCCUUCAGAAAGUUAUCCUUCCUGUAGUUUUUACAAUGUUAACUUUUUAAUAAAACUUUACACUUUUAUAUAUUUAUACCAUAAAUGUUAAGGACAAGAUUUCUGAUUAUAACGCACAAGAUUUUGCCUUAUACUCUUAAUAAAUCUAGAACUGUGUUAGGCUAUUUUAGGGGGUGCAUAUUUUUACACAUUCUUACAAGUUUAAUUUCAUAAUUCCCCGUUGUUUUAACAAAAUUUAUUGAAACUAAGACAUUAACAUUUACUCAAGUUUUUUAUGUUCGUAGGAAGAAUAUAAAAAAUAGUCAAUGAAGUUUUAAAAGGCUAAAAUAAAAUUUAAUAAAUAUGUGUAGGUGGGUAGAUGUUAAUAAAAAUUUUAGACAAUUUAAACUACUUGCUCUUUGGUAAAAAUCAAUUUUAAAAUGCUUUGAGAUGACUCAAGAAACAGUGCUAUAUAUUAAUGCUACUUUAUAUCGGGUGUACUAAAUCAUUGUAACUUGGAAAAUAUAGGCAAUAAAGUUACUAUGGAGAA